This is a messenger RNA of Camelus dromedarius (Arabian camel), 3804 nucleotides long. RefSeq names its product arylsulfatase family member J (gene ARSJ). Lineage: Eukaryota; Metazoa; Chordata; Mammalia; Artiodactyla; Camelidae. Bases 1203 to 2999 code for a protein of 598 amino acids. The transcript has 2 exons. The record is from RefSeq and is a predicted model, not a curated record.
GAAGCUCCCUUCACCCUUCCUCAUUCCCGCCGCCGCUGUUUUUCCCUUCUUCAGAAGCUGGAGGGCAGCCCGGAAAACCCAGGGAAGCCGGAGCCCAGGCGGAUCCUCCUGGAUCCCGCAGGGCUUAAGCAGCGUGCAGCUCUCUCUAGCUCUCCUGCAAAGCCUCCCCUGCCUCCAUCCUCCUCCCAGAAAGGAAAACGGAACGAUCAAGCUUCUAAACUGGCUUUAUCCCUCCCCCUCUUCCUAGGGGAGCUAAAGCAGAAAGUACCGUUCUGUGAUUCACUGGAGAAAAAAGAGGGUGGAGGCAGCAAAGAACUCCGAGUGCCAAAACUAAGUAAGUUCGCUGACAAAACGCACGCAGCUGGCACCAUCCCCGGGUGCACCAUCCCCGCGGAGACCAAGUGGGCUUGGCGUAGAGUGGGCACAGAGUCAGGGGCCAACUUCGGUCCCUACGCGAUCCAGCGGCCGGGAGAAGGAACCGCUGCCCGAAGUUCCUGCAGAGAACGGGGGUGGUCAGUGGAGGGAGAUCAGUAGAGCGGGGUGCUUUUCCUCACUUGGCCGCCUGGUGAGUGUCGGGGAGAUUGGCGAAUACCUCUUAAAGAACCGAAAGAAAUAGCCGUGGAAAAGUGGAGAAAAGUGAUCGGGAAGCCGGUCCACUCCGGGCAGCUCUUCAUCUCUCCGGUUAAGAGCGAGGUGCGGGGAUUGAGCUUCCCAGCGCUUUCCAGGUGAGGGGACUGCCCGACCGACUGCCGACCUUCGACUCACAGCCAUCGGUGCUCGCGAGCCUGGGAGAACCUCGCUCCUCAGCAUCGAGGUCGAAAAGUUCUGGUCACGUCUGGCCAGGAAAAGUUCCUGCCCCAGGUGGUUCUCAAUUCCUUACUUGAUUUUUUCCCCCUGACAACUUUUCGAUAGAGGCAUUAACUUUUUGUACGGAAGCUGCUUUGGCGAGCGAGGAGGAGGAGGAAAGUGAAAUUUGAUGGAGCAGAGCGACUCCUCCUUGUUUUGCCUUCUUCCCAUACCUUAAGCCAUCACCUCUGGAAGAUUAAAGCUGUUGGACGUGGUGACAGCUGAGCGCAGGAUUUCUUUCCAGGUGGAGACCCUCCAUUGCCUGUUGGGUCUACUCCUCCUGCGUGCAUGUGUGCGACAGCUGCGGCGCAGGGUACUUGGUUCUGCUCGUGGAGUCUCAGCUGCGACCCGAGUGAAUGGCCCCCAGGGGCUGCGCGGGGCCUCUGCCUCCGCCACCCUCGCAGGCUUGGGUCUGGCCGGGAAAGAUGCUAGCCAUGGGGGCGCUGGCAGGCUUCUGGGUCCUCAGCCUCCUCACCUAUGGUUACCUGUCCUGGGGCCAGGGCUUGGAGCAGGAAGAGGAAGGGGCUUUACGACCUCAAGCUGGAGAGAGCCCAGAGCCCAGCAUAACUGCCAACUCCCAGCCUCAUCUCAUUUUCGUCCUAGCGGAUGAUCAGGGAUUUAGAGAUGUGGGUUACCAUGGAUCAGAGAUAAAGACUCCCACUCUUGACAAGCUUGCUGCGGAAGGAGUUAAACUGGAGAACUACUAUGUCCAGCCUAUUUGCACACCGUCCAGGAGUCAGCUUAUUACCGGAAAGUAUCAGAUACACACCGGACUUCAACAUUCUAUCAUAAGACCUACCCAGCCCAACUGCCUACCUCUGGACAACGCAACCCUACCUCAGAAGCUGAAGGAGGUCGGAUAUUCAACACAUAUGGUUGGAAAAUGGCACUUGGGUUUUUAUAGAAAAGAAUGUAUGCCCACCAAGAGAGGAUUUGAUACCUUUUUUGGUUCCCUCUUAGGAAGUGGUGAUUACUAUACACACUACAAGUGUGACAGCCCCGGGAUGUGUGGCUAUGACUUGUAUGAAAAUGACGAUGCUGCCUGGGACUACGACAAUGGCGUAUACUCCACACAGAUGUACACUCAGAGAGUGCAGCAAAUCCUAGCUUCCCAUGACCCCAGAAAGCCUAUAUUUUUAUAUAUCGCCUACCAGGCUGUGCACUCCCCACUGCAAGCCCCCGGCAGGUAUUUUGAACACUACAGAUCUAUCAUCAACAUCAACAGGCGCAGGUAUGCUGCCAUGCUUUCCUGCUUAGACGAAGCGAUCAACAACGUGACCCUGGCUCUAAAGACGUAUGGUUUCUAUAACAACAGCAUUAUCAUAUAUUCUUCAGAUAACGGUGGCCAGCCCACGGCAGGAGGAAGUAACUGGCCUCUCAGAGGGAGCAAAGGAACCUAUUGGGAAGGUGGGAUCCGGGCUGUUGGCUUCGUGCACAGCCCGCUUCUGAAAAACAAGGGAACGGUGUGUAAGGAGCUUGUGCACAUCACUGACUGGUACCCGACUCUGAUUUCACUGGCUGAAGGACAGAUUGAUGAAGACAUUCAGCUGGAUGGCUAUGAUGUCUGGGAGACCAUCAGUGAAGGCCUUCGUUCUCCCCGAGUGGAUAUUUUGCACAACAUCGACCCCAUUUAUACCAAAGCGAAAAAUGGCUCCUUGGCCGCAGGCUAUGGGAUCUGGAACACUGCCAUCCAGUCGGCCAUCAGGGUGCAGCACUGGAAACUGCUCACAGGGAACCCGGGGUACAGUGACUGGGUGCCCCCUCAGUCUUUCAGCAACCUGGGGCCGAACCGGUGGCACAAUGAACGGAUUACCUUGUCAACUGGCAAAAGUGUGUGGCUGUUUAACAUCACAGCCGACCCGUACGAGAGAGUGGAUCUUUCUAACAGGUACCCCGGAGUUGUGAAGCAGCUCCUCCGGAGGCUCUCCCAGUUCAACAAAACCGCAGUGCCUGUCAGGUACCCCCCCAAAGACCCUAGAAGUAAUCCUCGGCUCAAUGGAGGCGUCUGGGGACCCUGGUAUAAAGAGGAAAACAAAAAACAGAAGCCAAGCAAAAAUAAGGCUAAGAAAAAGCAGAAGAAAAAUAAGACAAAGAAGAAACAACAGAAAGCAGGCUCAUUUCCAAAAUGCCAUUCAGGUGUUACUCGUGGAUAAGUACACAUUUUUUCCUAACUUAAGCUUAGGUCAGUUCUUAGUCCUUCACCCGUAUUCUAGGUGAACCAGCAAAAUUUGGCUCAGUGGGAUCACUGCCAUCAGCAUCAGACUGUUUUCGUGUUGGGCCACUCCAGAGACUUCUGCUGCCUGGAAAACUUUUGCUCGGUGCCAAAGGUGCUACUCUUGGGAGCCACCCUUAGAGGAUAACAGAGAUGUUUCGUUCUCUUGCUCCUUUAUACAAGGUGUAGUCAGUGAGGAGUGCUGCUGUGCUUCAGUCAACCGACCAAACACUAUGCGUUACAUUAUAACAUAGGACUGCAGUCUGUGAUUGAUUUACAUGCUAAUUCGGUGGAAGUUACAGGGUAGCAAGAUUUAAAACUACCUUUGGUAAAGUCUAGUCAAAGGUUGCAUCACCUCAAAGGCCUUGAAAAAUACUUUUUUUCUUAGUGAAUUUUUCUAUCUCUGUUAUAGGACACUUGGGGUUUUUAAUUAAUUCCAUUUCAUAUAUCAUUUUCCUUUCCUGUGAAAUUAAGCUGUUUUUUUCUCACACGUGAACAGCUUGCACCUCAUUUUAUCAUGUACGAGGGAAUGGCAAAUAAAAAUGAGCACACUGCCAAAACGUGAAUGUAACUGUUUUCUAAACACUUUAAUAGAGUUACGUUUCAGCAUAAAGUACAUAAUUUAUUUUUACAGAAAAAAUUAAUUAUUUUGUUUCAUAGAAAGUUAUACAGAUGGUUUUUAAUUAUUUUAUUUUUAUUUUCUACAUGUCAUUUGAAGAGUUUUAUUUCAUACCAUCAAGAUUAUC